This is a messenger RNA of Ziziphus jujuba (common jujube), 1061 nucleotides long. RefSeq names its product NEP1-interacting protein-like 1. Lineage: Eukaryota; Viridiplantae; Streptophyta; Magnoliopsida; Rosales; Rhamnaceae. The record is from RefSeq and is a predicted model, not a curated record. The transcript has 5 exons. Bases 47 to 907 code for a protein of 286 amino acids.
UGUAUUUUGCAUGUAUUUGGUGAGCCUGCCUUGCUUGCCCUCUUAAAUGCCAAUUCCGCUUCUUACCCUUUAUAAAUACUUUAGUUUCUUCCACAAGUUCCCGAGGCAAAGCUCUGCUCUUUCUCACUCUCUCUUUUUCUCUCUCACUCUUCACUCUUCAAACAUGUCGAUUCCGGCUAUCUGUCCAACGAUGAAGGAGUGGUUUUCUGGAGCAAUGAAAGUGGCAUUUAGGUCCAAAGAAGUUUUUUCUUUGUGGGUUUUGGCUGCAACUUGUGGCUCUGGAUCUGCGUCUAGGCCUUUGCUUAAACUGAUUGUAAAGAAAAUUAUUUUUGCAGUCUUCACCUGCAUUCUUGCAUUAGGAGGAGCCAUUGUGGGAACCAUUCUUGGAGCCAUUAAAGGCCAAACGACAGAGACUGGAUUUCUUAAAGGAGCUGGAAUUGGAGGUCUGACAGGGGCCAUUGCAGCCAUUCAAUUGCUGGAUUCUGCGGUUGAUGGUGAGCCAUUGUCAAAGGCUGCACUGUUAACUAGUUUGGUAAAUGGGAAAGUUUUCAUGGAAUGGAUAAGUCCUGCAUUGCUAAAAGCGUAUCAAUGGCAAGUUAGCACAGUGGAAACAAACUACAGAGAGAUAUCAGACAUCUAUGACAUUGCUGCAAUCAAAGGGUUAUCUCAGCAUUGCAUUCAAAAACUUCCUUCACUGAAAUACCAUUCAAGCAAACUUCCUGAUAAUCCACAUGACUUUUGUUGUUCAGUUUGCUUACAGGAAUGGAAAGAAGGAGAGUCUGUGAGAAGACUUCCCAAGUGUGGACAUUUCUUUCACAUGGAGUGCAUAGACAAAUGGCUGAUGAGGCAGGUCUCUUGCCCUAUGUGUAGAAUCUAUGUUUGUAAUGAUAAUACCAGUGUGUCAUAAAUUACAAUAUUGGUACCAAACGGACCAAAACAGAAAAGUGAAUGCUUUUUUCACUUUUGUGGGAAAUGUUUAUACACGACGGAAUGCAAUAUUUUUUUUUUUUUUUUUUUUUGGUCAUAUAGUCUGUGUCUUUCUGCUGGACAGGUUUGCUUGA